UUAAUGGCUACCUUGGCUAUAUAAUUUGCUCUAAUUUUCCUAGCAGCAGUUGCAAAAAGUGCUACACGCCAGGCCACAAUCUUAUCUGUGUACUGGUAUAAUUCUCCCCAUAUUAAAUUGGAGACUGAGAUUGGAGGUCAGUUUGAAAUCUAAUGUGGGUUGCUCUUGUUGGUGCCUCAACUGUCUUUUUGAGAAAGCAGGCGUAUGCUCCAGAACUAGCUGUUUAGGCCAUCCAGUACAUUUUGCUGCCUGCAGCAGACGACAUGAUGGUGCUGUCCCCAUGUACAAAAGUAGGCUGGUUUUCUGAACACUCAUCUUUAAAACCAUUCACAUAUCCAGUGCCUGAGACAAGGUUUUUUCAUGCAGGAGCAAAUGUCUACAAAUUUAAGAUCAAAUAUGGCAACUCUAUGAGUGUUAAUAUUGAUUUUCAUGAAAGUAUUGUCAAUGAAGAACUACAGGAUGCUAUUCGAGUAAUACUUGGAAACCUUAAUGAUCUAUGCCCAUUUACUACUGAACACUUGAUAAUAUUUCCAUAUUUAAACCAAUGGGAAAAGGUGUCAGACUUGAGAUUCAUGCGUGGUGAUACAUUUCUUGCUCCUUAUCCUUACGUCUGCACUGUCUAUGUAGAAUUAAAUCUCUUGAAGCGUGGUGCAUUGUGGGGUAAAGCAGGAUGUAGAGAGGCCUGUAACUCUGACAACAGUGGAAGUGACCAAAGAGAUAAAGUGGACACAGAAAGAACCAUUAAGUGGAGGAGACUUGAAGACACAGUAGAAAUUUCACAUCCACGGAUAUCCAGGGGCAGAAAUGUGACAAAAAAUACAACCUGUAUUCAUGACACAGCCAAGCUAGAAGUUGGCUUUAAAAAUGAGAGACUUCAGGAAGACACAGUUCAUCCAACUCUGAAUCAGCCAGAAGAAAUUGAGUGUCAAUAUUGUGGCUCUGCCACUGUUAACAAUGAUUAUGAAAAUAAGAGGUUGUGGGAAUCUGUGGCAUAUGUCAGGACAAAAAAUACAGAGAACACCCCGGAGAAAGGACAAGUUGCAACUGUACAAAAGAGAGCAGAGGAAAAUGUGGAGUUAAAAGCUAAAGGCUUUUUAGAGUUAUUGAAAAGCUUUCUGUUUCCACCGAUACUACAGCGAAUUUUUACUGGAAGCAGUCAGCCCUCUUAAAGCAUUAUCACUACCAGAAAGCUGUUGCUGCCUGUAUCUUUUGAAUGACAUGAAUGAUUUCUAAAGAACUCAGCUUUCUAACUUAGUGCAAUUGUUUUAGAAGUUGAGGGUGCUUAAAGCUCUCCUGUAUACCGUACUUGGUGUCUGAACCCUUAUUUCAUCUUUGAGUACUUAUGUUGUUUUUGAAACUUACUCAGACAUGUAUUGCCAGAAUUUAAAUGGUUAAAGUGAGUAUUUGAAUUCAUAGUUCUUUCUUUUCAAGACACUGUAUUUGUGUUUUAAUGGAAUAAACUAUCAUAAUUUGCAGUUA
Molecule: messenger RNA, 1479 nt
Organism: Podarcis raffonei (Aeolian wall lizard)
Lineage: Eukaryota; Metazoa; Chordata; Lepidosauria; Squamata; Lacertidae
Gene: MAJIN
Product: membrane anchored junction protein
Exons: 12
Coding region: 264-1169 (301 amino acids)
Biological process (GO): homologous chromosome pairing at meiosis; meiotic attachment of telomere to nuclear envelope
Cellular component (GO): nuclear inner membrane
Molecular function (GO): DNA binding
Source: RefSeq, a predicted model, not a curated record